AUGGUCUUACGGUCUUUUAUCCAGAUACGCCGGAUCGUAUGCGAAGAAGUCACUAUAAACCUGUUUAACCUUGUCAUCAACCCUCACAGUUUUGGGCAGUUGGUCGAGAACAUAUACUAUCUCACGAUUCUGAUCAACAAUGGCAUAUGUGGUAUGGACUUGACAGAAGAUCAAGAACCGGUCAUAUUAGUCUCUCUUGAAUACUCCUUUGAAGGUGGCACCGGUGGUAUAGACACCAACCAUCAACAGGUGCUUGAAUUUGACAUCGCUACAUGGAGGCGCGCCAUCCAGGUUUUCAACAUCACCCAUAGCGUCAUCCCUCAUCGCCUGUAA
This is a messenger RNA of Suillus paluster, 333 nucleotides long. Its product is annotated as Non-structural maintenance of chromosome element 4. Gene Ontology annotation, biological process: DNA repair. Gene Ontology annotation, cellular component: Smc5-Smc6 complex; nucleus. The coding region runs from base 1 to 333 and encodes 110 amino acids. The transcript is spliced from 3 exons. Lineage: Eukaryota; Fungi; Basidiomycota; Agaricomycetes; Boletales; Suillaceae. The record is from RefSeq and is a predicted model, not a curated record.